AGGCCUGCAGGGGGCCGCCCCGCGAGGGGAUGGCGCCCUCGGGAGCAGGCAUCUCGGGGCCCAGACCCGCGCAGGGUGCCAGGGCCAGUUGGGGAUGCGUUGCCGUUCUCCCCGACCCUUUGGCCCAGUUUCUCGGACCCCAGACCCAGGGGUGUGGGGUUUGCCAGCCACAAGGCCCCUACGUUCAGGAGUGUAUCUUGCAGUCUUCUAGGAUCUCCAGAGUGAAACUGACUGGACAGGACUCUGACUUGGACGGACCAUGGAACAGUAUACAGCAAACAGCAAUAGUUCAACGGAGCAAAUUGUUGUACAGGCUGGACAGAUUCAGCAGCAGCAGCAGGGUGGUGUCACUGCUGUCCAGUUGCAGACUGAGGCCCAGGUGGCAUCGGCCUCAGGCCAGCAAGUCCAGACCCUCCAGGUAGUCCAGGGGCAGCCAUUAAUGGUACAGGUCAGUGGAGGUCAGUUAAUCACAUCAACUGGCCAACCCAUCAUGGUCCAGGCUGUUCCUGGAGGACAAGGUCAAACCAUCAUGCAAGUACCUGUAUCUGGGACACAGGGUUUGCAGCAGAUACAGUUGGUCCCACCAGGACAGAUCCAGAUCCAGGGUGGGCAGGCCGUGCAGGUGCAGGGCCAGCAGGGCCAGACCCAGCAGAUCAUCAUCCAGCAGCCCCAGACGGCCGUCACUGCUGGCCAGACGCAGACACAGCAGCAGAUUGCUGUCCAGGGGCAGCAAGUGGCACAGACUGCUGAGGGGCAGACCAUCGUCUAUCAGCCAGUUAAUGCCGAUGGUACCAUCCUCCAGCAAGUUACAGUCCCUGUUUCAGGCAUGAUCACCAUCCCCGCAGCCAGUCUGGCAGGAGCGCAGAUUGUUCAGACAGGAGCCAACACCAACACAACCAGCAGUGGGCAAGGGACUGUCACUGUGACACUACCAGUGGCAGGCAAUGUGGUCAAUUCAGGCGGGAUGGUCAUGAUGGUACCUGGUGCUGGCUCUGUGCCUGCAAUCCAGAGAAUCCCUCUCCCUGGGGCGGAGAUGCUUGAAGAAGAGCCUCUCUAUGUCAAUGCCAAACAGUACCACCGUAUACUUAAGAGGAGACAAGCCCGGGCUAAAUUAGAGGCAGAAGGGAAAAUUCCAAAAGAAAGAAGGAAAUACUUGCAUGAAUCUCGGCACCGUCAUGCCAUGGCACGGAAGCGUGGUGAAGGUGGACGAUUUUUCUCUCCAAAGGAAAAAGAUAGUCCUCAUAUGCAGGAUCCAAAUCAAGCAGAUGAAGAGGCUAUGACACAGAUCAUCCGAGUGUCCUAACCCCAGGCCCUGUGAUGGAGCUGAUCAAGGCCAUAUUCCUCACACUGUUUCCCACUGUUCCAGGGAAAUUGAUCAACUCUUCCAAUGGGACACUGACGAUCACAUUCUGCCCUUUUCUACAGGACAGAAACCACUUAGUUUUUAAUAAGUGGCUCAGUAUUAUAAUUGCAAGGAUGUCUGGCAAACCGAAGUUGCAAGCCUUUGUCUCACCCUUUCAGUCAGGACUUAUCUCAGACUGUUGCUGACAUUGACAUUUCAUGGAUUGGGAUGAUGCAAGGGGCUCAUGCCAGCCCAGCAGUACACACAUAGCACUUGUGUUGACUGGUGAUGCCAGCCAUCUGAGCAGAGGAGAACCACCUUCUCAACCUAAACUUUGACUGGGGAAGCUGCAGCCCAUUACAUCCCACGGAUUCUGAACAGCACCCAUCCCUCUAAUGGGAGAUCUCAGACUGACUGAUGACCUUUUGCAUUCAGAGAUGGUUUCCAGGCAAGGAAGCUCCAUCUUCUGAUAUGGAAACAAUAAAUUCUCUGAGAUACAUUCAUCUAAUCUGUGGUAAUAAUAAGAAUCUCUUCUACCCAGAUGAUAGGUUGGGAUUUUUGGACUCCAGCCAAGAAAAAGCUAACUCUGGGGAUAGAAUGAUAAAAGAUUCAAGCACUAAAAACAUAAAUUGCUGGAUCUCUCAGCUUUCACAAGGUGUGGUCUACUUGUCUGUCUGGUGACAGGUCAUAUGGACCAUAGUUCUUGCUGAGGCUACUUGUAAGACGAUUUAGAGGGUACUGGACCUUGAAACUGCCUUUCCUUAGUAGAAAACAAAAUUAUACAGCUUCUGUGCUGAAGUACUGAGGACAUGUAUAGUAACUCCAAAAGAGCAAAACUAGAAAUUUUCAAUCAUAGGCUUUGUGACAGCAUUUGGGGAAUAGAAAGGUUCGUGUGUGUUUCAGUCCAGAAGGACAAAGAGUAGUAUAUAUACCCUUGUGAUGUCAUAUAGCAUGAUUUGCCAGUGGAUGGAUGCCUGGGAUGGAUCAUUAUAAUGAAGAGAAGAAUUUACAUUUAUACUCUAACCUUUUAACAAGCAUGGAAAGGAAGUCUGAGAUUUGACCCUUGACAGUUUCUGGAAAGCACUGUUCAGUCAAGCUGGCCGGGACCGAACCCAGGUUGCCUGUUGGAGUGUGAGGUGGAUGCUGGCUUCAGUCCUGCUGUGCUGUGUGCUGGCCCCAGAGUGAACAUUCUCAUUCUUCCAUGGCAGCUGAUUCUUUGGUACAAGUUUCCGUUCGUUUCCCCUUUUCUCCAUAGGUCUUGUGCAGAAAGGCUUUCACUUUGCAUCCAUGUUCUGGAGAUAAAGUGCAGACUGGAGAUAGCGAUUCCUGCAGGGUCAGGAGCAGGGCCGAAGCCCCCAAAGUGGGCUGUGCCUCAGAAAACCUCAGAAAAAAAAAUGUUUCUUUUCUAGAUGUGGAACCCUGGGAGAACAAGGUGAUUUCAGAAGAGCUGCUGUUUUGUUCUUUUUUUAGAAACAAGGAAAACUUUGUAAUUCUUUCAAAGAACAUUUGGUUUUGAUUUCAAUACCAAGACUAGAAAUUGGCUCUUCCUUUGAUAUCUCUCUGGCUGUAUUAAGAGGAAAAAGAAAUUAAACCCACCAAAGAGAACAUCACAAAAGGAAAUCAAUGUAAUGGUACAAAACAGAGGUACAGAGCUGUGCAGAGAAAGCAGGAAGUGAAGUAUCUCCCUACUCCCUUGAGUCUACUCAUCUGUCCUGGCUUCCAGAUGUCAGAAGGGGUUGACCCUUUGGUGUUGACUUUAUUUGGUAAGCCCCAGGUUCUUCAGAUGACAGAUGACUAAAAACAAUGAGGAGUUUUUAUCCUUUGGUUUUGUUUAGGAGUCUUCAAGAUGCAGAGUUCAGAAAGAAAUUCCUCAGACCUAAUUUCUAGUACUUAAGCCAACAACAACAGUUCUAAAAUGCUAUUUAUUUGUGUCUGUAAGAUUGUACAUAUACUACCAACCUCAUACUGUUGUGGAUUUUUUUCUCACAAGUUUGGGUUUUUUUUUUUUAAAUGAAAUGCUUCAAUUGUCAUUUUGUCAUUGCAUUUCAGAUAGCUCAUGACCCUUUUAUUGUGGUCAUUUUAGCACAUAAUAACCCACAAAGUGGGGGUGAGGUUUGGAUUUUUUUCUUUGUAGUUCUUUUAUUCAUUUGUCCUUGUGACUGUAGUGAUGCAAAAAGAGUGAAUGGAUGAGUGAAUAAUUGGUUUAAUACAUAGUUAUUUUACUUAAGUGCUUUUUUUGGCAGAAUAAUUGUAAAUGUAUAUAUUUUAAUUGCACUGGUACAUUGAACAUGUCAGUAUCUAUACCACUGGACCAACAGAGCAUUUUUAGAGCAUUUUUCUGGCUAAUGGAUGUCUGGUAAUAAUGUCUUGAUUUUCCUUCGGGACUCAACUACAGAGAAGGGUUUGGGUUUUUUUCCCCCUCAGCAGUGGAAGAAGCACAGGUGAUGGAUCAUUGAUGUCAUUUCAAUUGUUAUUUUUUAAAAUAAAUAUAAAAAUGCUAAAAAGUGUCUUGAA
Dama dama (fallow deer) is the source of this 3856-nucleotide messenger RNA. RefSeq names its product nuclear transcription factor Y subunit alpha (gene NFYA). The coding region runs from base 260 to 1303 and encodes 347 amino acids. Gene Ontology annotation, molecular function: DNA-binding transcription factor activity, RNA polymerase II-specific; RNA polymerase II cis-regulatory region sequence-specific DNA binding. The record is from RefSeq and is a predicted model, not a curated record. Gene Ontology annotation, cellular component: CCAAT-binding factor complex. NCBI's taxonomy places the organism in Eukaryota, Metazoa, Chordata, Mammalia, Artiodactyla, Cervidae. The transcript is spliced from 10 exons. Gene Ontology annotation, biological process: regulation of transcription by RNA polymerase II.